Messenger RNA from Erpetoichthys calabaricus (reedfish), 744 nucleotides. RefSeq lists its product as uncharacterized. The record is from RefSeq and is a predicted model, not a curated record. The transcript is spliced from 3 exons. NCBI's taxonomy places the organism in Eukaryota, Metazoa, Chordata, Cladistia, Polypteriformes, Polypteridae. Bases 8 to 727 code for a protein of 239 amino acids.
GUAGGCUAUGUAUCACAUUGUGAAUUUUUCGGAAUGCAUUGAAGUUGAGUUGGUGCCAUCCAAUUGGGUAUCCAAUGGAGUGUGUGCUUGGCCACCAUAUAAAACUGGAGAUAUUCAUAAGGCUAUAAUAAAUAAAGAGCAGCCAAAAGAAAACUGGAAAUCAUUUAAGGUUGAAGUUAUGUACACGACAGAUAAUUACAGAACUGCAAGACUGAAGCUUCCAGUUGCCGAAAGACACUCAGAUUUGCAGACAGCAGAAGAUGAAGAAGACGAUGAAAUUCCAAAAAGGACAAAAAGAAGGAAAAUAGCAAACACAAGAUUUGAUAGUGAUAGCGACGGUGAUGUCUGUAGCAAACCCAAAAGCCAUCUACCUCCACCACCCAAGAUAACCCCUCCUCAAAAAUUUUCAAAAUCAACCACCAAGAUAUCUGCUGACCUUGGAGAACUUGGACGAAAUGCAAAAUCAAUGUGCAGGAUGCAUCAACCUGACAGUGUUCAGCUACAUUCUGAAUGUAGGUCCACUGAAUGUGGAAGAUGCACUCAAGAAAUGAAAAGCCUGAGAAAUUAUUACAAAAAUCAAAGUGCAUCUACAGUGGAAGAGCACCUAACCCCAGAGUGUGUGGAAAUUACAAAUACUGCAUUUAGACACUGGUCUACCUCACAACAAAAUGAUGGACCAAAUCAAGACAUUAAUGGCCGUAAGUGUUUUAUCUCAGUUUCUCUUUAAUAUAGCUGCCUCUGUGU